Messenger RNA from Paecilomyces variotii, 5249 nucleotides. RefSeq lists its product as hypothetical. Gene Ontology annotation, biological process: mitotic cell cycle. The transcript has 2 exons. Lineage: Eukaryota; Fungi; Ascomycota; Eurotiomycetes; Eurotiales; Thermoascaceae. Bases 288 to 4964 code for a protein of 1558 amino acids. Gene Ontology annotation, molecular function: DNA binding. The record is from RefSeq and is a predicted model, not a curated record.
CCACGAUUUCAGUUUUAGCUGCAUCCUUUGUACUUUCAGCUAUCAUAUCACGCCAAUGCAGCUGAUCACUACGGCUGCGAGAGCUGAAAUCGACAACCAACUACGCCAUUUCGUCUGAUACUUUCUAUCUAUCCAGAAGAAAGGAAUGAAUCGAAUAACAACGACCUCCUGAUUUCUGACGCUUCGACGAUUUUCAACAACGCCCGAUGCCCGACGAAACCGAGUCGGCGAUUGUAUACUAACCGACAUUCCCCAGCGAUAUUGAAAUCAGAAUAUAACGGACCAAAAUGGCGCGCGCAGCGAAUAUACCCGCGUCCUCGUCGCCCCCGCGGGCAGGUCGUGGUAGACCGCGCGCUACGGAAACUGCAACAACGGCAGCAGCAGCAGAUGCGAAAGCUGCUGCGCUUUCGAAACCACGGAGAGGGAGACCACCCAAGGCACGCACUACUGCGGAACCGAAGAAGAGUACGGUGCUGAAACCGACGGCGUCUAGCGUUGCGAAGAGGAACAAUGUGGUGGUUAAUAAUGACAAUGACGAUGAUGAUAUGACGGAUGAUGAGAUUGGGUCGAUUGUCGCGAAGCAGAAGACGAAGCCUGCUUCUUCUACCGUGGGAAGGGCAGCUGCUACGACUACGAAGGCGACUAGUCGGGUUACGAAGACUGCGAAGAGCAAUGCGCAGAUUGACAGCGAUGAUGAUGACGAAUUGGCACAACCGGAAAUUCCGAAGAGGAAAGUUGGUCGACCACCGAAAACGAAGCCUGUUGAGAAAGAGAGCAGUACACCACCAGAAGUGGCUGCCCCUAGACCGAGAGGUCGCCCGAGGUUGAAUGCACCGAAGGCUCCUGCGGCCGGUGCUGGCGCGGGCACGCAGCGAAAGGUUACGACGACGCGGACUGCAGCGACUGCAAAUACUGAAGCAAGGCAAACAGGCCGUGGGACUACGCUGAGCUCUUUGUCCAGUGUGAAGUCGAGUUUUCUGAAGGAGCCAGCAAAGAAAAAGAAGGUUACUUUCCAGGACCUUAUCGAUUCCGAUGAUGACAUCCCUGUGGUGGCUGAAUCUGUCCCGGCAAAGAAAUCAACUGCGGCUUCAACUAUGCAGUCAGGGUUGAAAGCAAAGCCUGUCCGCAAGGCAGCUGGUUCUGGCCGGGGACGCAAGCCUGCAGCUGCCAAGGACACUGUCCAGCCUCUGUCACCAAAGAAGGCUACGCAGGUUGCCAAGUCAAGCUCUCAUGCUGGCUCUGAUAACCCGGACGAUGACGAGUUGAGCAGUGCAAAGGUCGAGGAGAAAGCGCUUGUCAAAUCUCCUAUUAGGCACUCUGAAAACACAGUGCUUGCUUCUCCCAUUAAAAGAAUCAACUUUGCCGCUCCUGCCUUUUCGCCAAGGCCCAGGGCUUCUGAAGACAUUGAAAACAAUGAAAAUGCCACCCUGAGAUCGAACCGCCCUGUCGAAUUUGGCGAUGCGCGCUUCAUGGCCAGUCCUGCUAGGAGGCUUCCAUCUUCACCCUUCCACUUCACGAUGAAGGAGACCCCUCGCCGAGCUAUGAUUUUGAACAAAGAUCAGGCUGACCCUAGCGCUCAUCCGGAGCCCGCUGCUUUACGGGCUUCGCCCCUGAAGGCCUCCCCGAAGAAAGGUCCCCUCUUCAAACAGCCCGCCGGCAACUCUCCUAGCUCUUCGCCAUUCAAGCUGUCUCUCUUGAAGAGCCCGGCUAAGCGUGUAUGCUCUCCAUUUAAACUGGCCCUGUCACCUGAAAAGGACCGUUUCCACAAGAUGGGAGACAACGAGGACGCUGCGGAAACUGAUAUGAUUUCUGGCCAUCGCGACGAUGGAUCCCCUCGUCCAAUCGGUUAUCGAAGAAGUGAAUCGGUUCAAGCGAAGACUUCUGAUGGUGAAGUCUGGCUCGAUGACCCAUUUGUGGAUGCCCCUGUGGAGACUGAAGAGGAGGCACUCAAUAUGGAAGAUGAAGAAAUGCCACAACAGCAGCAUGUCACUACUGAAGCAGAAGAAGAGGAUUUGGAAGAGCCAGUCGAGCCCGCUGAGGUGGAAAUGCAACAAAAUGAACUCCGCCACCAUCACUUUGAAGUCGAGGAAGCGCAGGACGAACAAGACACCGAAGAACCAUACCAAAUAAUAGAAGUGCCGCUUGAGACCAACGGCGAAAAUGAAAAUGUCGUCAUUGAAGAACUACAUCUCUCAUCGCCGUCCCUCAAUCUUGAGGUGUUCGAGGGACAGGAGCAUCUCAUAGACCGCAAUAGCCCUGCAAGAGGAGGACCCGCCCAAAAGGAUGGCGAAGAAGGGCAAGAAGAGGAGCGGGAGGAAGAAAAUGAAGAAACAAAUGGACCCGAGGAAUUGCAUGAGCUAGCAGCUGAAGAACCAUGCCUUGAUGAUGCAGUCGACCGUCCCGUUGAGCAACAUGCUAGGUCAUCGCCUGAGCCUGAGAUGGAAAUGCAAGAAGAUGUACCGGAGCGUCAGAGCCUCACAAAGGAAGAGAUGCUUCAGGAGGAACAGCACGAAGAUGAAGAAGCUGUUGAACAACCUGAGCAAAUUACGGAAGAGUCCAUGGAUGUCGAAGACGCAGGGGAUGAUGCUGUCAUGAGUGACUCCGGUAUCCCUUCACCAUAUCGUGAACCCACGACAUUUGAAAUCGAAGAAGGCGUCGACGACAACGAAGGCUCCGAAGAACAGGAAGUGAUACAGGCCGAGGAAGAAGGCGAAGAGCCGUCCCUAAUCCUAGAAAAACACCUAGAGAAUCAGGAAAACAUGAGCCCGGCCGUUGAACAGACAGGUUUUCCCUCGCCAUUCUCUGAGGCCAGAAUGAUUCACCUCAGCUCCCCUGCCUCAUCUGUGCACCAUUCCUACGAAACAGAGGAAAACAUGGAGGAGGUACAACAUGAGCCUCAACAUAUUCAGCCCUCACCGACCAUGUCUCCUGCUAAGGAAGUUACAUAUGAGCCUCGUGAGGAAGAUGAUGCAGAGUCUGACACCGACCCUGUUGUGGAUACCUUGCUGUUUGAUGCCAAACGGGCUCGCCGAAGCCAAGUCUUUGUGCAACCGGCAACGCCUGGUUCUGUUCGCCAGAGAUAUAAUGAAGACACCAUCAUCCAAGGAGACGAAGACGGCGCAGAUUUAGGAUUUACUCCGUUGGCCGCGCAGCUCAGCGAGUGGAAAGCCAGCACCCCAGUGGAGUCCCAGCCCAGACGUCCUCGGCGCCGAGGAGUUUUCUCUCUUGCUGGAAACUCAAGAAGUUCUUUAGCAUCUACUCGGAAGUCGACACACGAUCAUCGAUACCGACUGAGGAAGAGCUCGUCAACUUUCAGGAGAUCUUCGCUCGGGCUUUCUAUGUUUAACUUGGAGUCGUUGGAAGUUGAGCAAGAGGCUACGAGCGCGCCUUCUGUGGCCGAAAUCCCAGACGCCCCUUCUCCGGUCCGUGAGCUCGACAAUACGGAGUCUCUAGACAAGGCUGAGGCCGAUAACGCACCCAGCGAUGCACACGUUUACUCAGAUGCAGAUGAGGCACCAGAACUAGAGAAUGAGGACCUUCUCCAAGAACCUGAGGAACAUAUCACUGAUGAGCUAGUGCACUCUAUCCAGGAGUCAUUAAACCAGGACAUACUUCUACAGUCCGAGGAGAACGUGGAAGCUUGGGACAAAGAUACAGCUUCUGAACAAGAAGAUGAACCGGCAGAGCCUCUCCCGUCUGCUGAGGAAGACAAGGAAAAUGAUGAAAUGGCUGCGUUAUCGCUUCCCAGUACUCCAAAGAGAGCUACUCCUGGUCAUUUGCGCACAGUGCACACUGUGUCCAAGGUUCCUUUGAGACCAGAAGGCGUGGUGUCGCCGCUGAAGGUAUCCAGGAAAAGAGCGAGGUCACUUUCCUCUGGACCGGCCACUCGAGCGUCCCCGAGAAUUCGGGCUGCAAUGACCAAAAGCCAGACUUCUCCGGCUGUGUCGCCUCGUAAGCACAGCCUUGCUUUGAGACCAUCUCAACCGGAGUACUGUGAUCAAACCGACGAGCCGGCCCGUGCCGACGACCCACCAACCAGUGCAAAGUCAAGAAGAGUCAGCUCUCCGGUCGACCCUUUCCAGGAUGCUGCAGACGUACCACAAGUCCUCAAGGGCGUCACGGCGUUCGUGGAUGUCCAUACGACUGAAGGAGAAGACGCGAGUGGUAUAUUCAUUGAACUCCUCACCCAGAUGGGUGCUAGAUGUGUCAAAUCUUGGUCUUGGAAUCCCAGAGCUAGCUUGUCCCCGGUCGACGGAGCUGAACCAAAGGAAAACAGGGUCGGCAUCACGCAUGUCAUCUACAAGGACGGCGGUGUGCGGACUCUCGAGAAGGUGCGACAAGCAGGCGGCCUUGUGAAGUGUGUUGGCGUAUCCUGGGUCCUUGACUGCGAGAGAGAGAAUCGAUGGCUGGACGAGGCCCACUACCUUGUUGAUAGUUCCAUCAUUCCCCGUGGUGGUGCCAAACGGAGAAAGAGCAUGCAGCCUCGAAGCUUGAGCAACGUCAAUGGAACCUUGGUGAAAGCGGAUGGACCUACCUACCCUCGCGCUGGUCGAGUUUCCGGUGUAGACCGGGAGUCAGUGCGGGAGUUCAUCAGGCUCACUCCCCCUUCACCAGCCAAGCAGUCUCCUAACUACCAAGACACUUUCUCGACACCAGCCAAAGAUACCUUCUCAGGAUCCAGCCGGAGACUAUCGCAGCAACCUAGCACUCCGGGGCAAAGCGGGUUCGAUUUCAACUUCGACUUUGAUCCGAGCAGCUUCUCCCCAACCACUCCGUAUUACCUCUCCAAGGGAGCAAAGCUGGUCCAGCAGACCUGCCCACCCAAGCAGACGCGAGAGGGUCUAUUCCCGAUCAGUGGACGAAUUGAAGACGAAUCUAGCUCGAAACUGAGAGCCAAACUGGAAGCUGCUAGGCGGAAGAGUCUAGCCUUCAAACCGAGACGCGAAAGUCCUCUCAAGAAAUAAGAGUCUUCUUUCUCUCCCUGUGUGUGUACUACAUUACUUCUUUUGUUCAGAUCUUCCGUUGAUACCCGCUCUGGCGCGUGCUCUAAGGUGUCUAUAUCAUGUUUUGUGUUGAGACAUGGGUUGUUUCGAGUACUUGUCCCUCCACAGUGCAAAGGAUUUGGCGUUUCAGGAAACAGCAAGAUGUGCAUUGGAUUAGAUUAGAUUGGUUAGGACCUAGGGGUUGGAUUACGGGGCAGGGCUUGGUUUUUCACUAGUUUUGGUAAUCAAUUUAGACAAACAGCUGUU